Papaver somniferum (opium poppy) is the source of this 387-nucleotide messenger RNA. RefSeq lists its product as uncharacterized. The record is from RefSeq and is a predicted model, not a curated record. Lineage: Eukaryota; Viridiplantae; Streptophyta; Magnoliopsida; Ranunculales; Papaveraceae. Gene Ontology annotation, molecular function: RNA-DNA hybrid ribonuclease activity; nucleic acid binding. The transcript has a single exon. Bases 1 to 387 code for a protein of 128 amino acids.
AUGUUACUAGGCAUCACCACAACACUUGCAGCGGAAAAUUGGGCCAUGCACAUCGCUUCUAAAACGGCGACUGAACGAGGAUGGUCAAAGGUUCAAUUUGAAACGGAUUCGAAAAGUUUAAUGAGAUUUAUAACCUCGGAUACCGACGCCCCAUGGUAUAUAUCUAAUCUGGUUGUAGAGAUCAAACAAAGGCUCACCCAAAUCCAGCAAUACACCAUUAGACACAUCUACAGAGAAGGAAAUCAAGCGGCAGAUGGUUUAGCAAAUCGAACAACGGAUGACUGUUCCAUAAGGAGGCUCACAACCACCAUAUGGGAACACGCAAUUCCGCAGUCUAUAAGUUUUAUUGUAAUAGCAGACUCUAUGGAUAUUACGUAUCCCGUGUAA